Messenger RNA from Plodia interpunctella (Indianmeal moth), 3468 nucleotides. It is a transcript of the gene DESAT4, whose product is annotated as acyl-CoA Delta-9 desaturase. Gene Ontology annotation, biological process: unsaturated fatty acid biosynthetic process. Bases 378 to 1436 code for a protein of 352 amino acids. Gene Ontology annotation, cellular component: endoplasmic reticulum membrane. The record is from RefSeq and is a predicted model, not a curated record. The transcript has 5 exons. Lineage: Eukaryota; Metazoa; Arthropoda; Insecta; Lepidoptera; Pyralidae. Gene Ontology annotation, molecular function: iron ion binding; stearoyl-CoA 9-desaturase activity.
GUGACCGGCGUGUGGUGGGCGAGUGACGUGGCCAUAGGAUCGCGCCACUCUCCUAUCCAAUCGCCGAGACCCGCGCGACCUGUGAGCGAUCUCGAACCGUGCGAUUCAUUUCGCUGCAGACAGUUGUCUGCAAUCAAACACGCCUCAGCCCGGUCCAUAGUUCAACACGUGAACCGGCUAGCGAUGAAUAAUCUUUAUUAUCAUAUAUAUAAGUGAUCUUCAAAUAAAAGUCAUUACAUUACAAUCUGCAAGCCGGCAAGCCGCAAGGGAAGUGAUUUACUUGAAAGUGUUGUGUUGUGUAAAUUACUAUUCUGUCAGUCAUUGAUCGUGGUCUACUUUUUGAUUACGGACUUAUAUUUUGACUAAAACCUGUUAAUAUGGCUCCAAACGCUACAGAUGUUAAUGGGGUGCUCUUCGAGUCAGAUGCAGCAACUCCAGACCUGGCCCUUCCUCACACACCCAUCCAGCAAGCAGACAACUACCCAAAGAAAUAUGUCUGGAGAAAUAUUUUAUUAUUUGCAUAUCUCCAUAUUGCUGCAUUAUAUGGUGGCUAUUUAUUCUUAUUCCAUGCUAAAUGGCAAACUGAUGUAUUUGCCUACAUACUAUAUGUGAUGUCUGGUUUGGGCAUCACUGCAGGAGCCCAUCGGCUCUGGGCCCACAAGUCCUACAAAGCUAAAUGGCCUCUCCGACUUAUCCUGGUCGCCUUCAACACACUGGCAUUUCAGGACUCUGCAAUAGACUGGGCCCGCGACCACAGGAUGCACCACAAGUAUUCGGAGACGGACGCCGACCCUCACAACGCGACCCGCGGCUUCUUCUUCUCCCACAUCGGCUGGCUGCUCGUGAGGAAGCAUCCCGAGCUCAAGAGGAAGGGCAAGGGGCUCGAUCUCAGCGAUUUGUAUGCUGACCCCAUCCUCAGGUUCCAGAAGAAAUACUACCUGAUCUUGAUGCCCCUGACUUGUUUCAUCUUGCCGACCGUGAUCCCCGUCUACUUCUGGGGCGAGACCUGGAACAACGCCUUCUUCGUGGCCGCUUUAUUCCGGUAUGCCUUCAUUCUCAAUGUGACGUGGCUCGUCAACUCCGCGGCCCACAAGUGGGGCGACAAACCCUACGACAAGGCCAUCAAGCCUUCCGAAAAUAUCUCAGUGUCCGUUUUUGCCCUCGGAGAAGGCUUCCACAACUACCACCACACCUUCCCCUGGGACUACAAGACGGCCGAACUCGGCAACAAUAGGCUGAACUUCACUACCAAUUUCAUCAACUUCUUUGCCAAAAUCGGGUGGGCGUAUGACCUUAAAACGGUCUCUGACGAAAUCAUAAAAACCAGGGCUCUACGAACUGGUGACGGCUCGCACCACCUCUGGGGUUGGGGCGACAAAGACCACGCCCGCGAAGAAAUGGAUGCUGCCAUUACAUUACACCCAAAAGACAAGUAAACUUGUCUAUUGAUGAGAAUGACAUGAAAAUAUAGAUCUAUGUAGCACAUUACACUUUCAUACUUCACACGUUUUAUUCGGUAGAGAUCAAUAAAAUAUAAUAACUUCAUCUUUAUCGUUUGGCAAAAAAUUAAGAAUCAUUAACAAAACUGUUUGAACAGUUUUUUUACAACACAAUGACGAAUUUAAUAUCAUGCGCUUUUUCAUUGAACAUACGUAGGUAUAUGUGUUUUGUUGCGUUUUGAGGCAGUGAUAGAUAUAACUAGUGUUUAAGAAAUGGAUUUACCCCUUCAAUCCAAUAAUUAUGGAGUCAAUAUCUUCAUAAGUGAUUACAUAAUCGCAAUCAAGUCAUAGUGAUUCCUUUGAUAUAUUAUUAUUUUGGGCAUAUACAUCUGGUUCCUCUAGUAAAAAACAUUCCGAAAGCGUACAUUUCAAUGUUGUUGAGAAAUAAAUGAAAUGUUAUUUCAUUUAUUCACUUAUUUUUGAUGGGAGUUUUAGUAUCUUUCAAAAUCUUGAUAGAAGAAAUUAUAUAUUUAUUUGCAUAUUUGUACUAGCGGGAAACGGGAACCGGUUCUGCAUGCCCUAAAUACUAUACCCAUACUAUAUGGUUUAAACAUAGUAUAGAAUGCACGUGACAUUGUUUUUCCCUAGUGUAUAUAUAUAAGUAGUUCAAAAUAUUUUUCGUAAAUCUUCCACAGCACCAAUUUUAUCGAUGUAAACACUUCCAAUGUCCUCGGAAAUCAUGUCAUCGUUCACAUCAAGUUAGAUUGAUGAUGCGAAAGUGAGUGUAAACAUCGGAAUGAAGGUUUUGUUUCUACAUUACUUGUGGAUGUUAUGCUAUUAUUAUGCUUAUGUUUAUAUACUUACGUAACCAAUUUAAAAAACCCUAUACAAACAUCCAAUGUUAUUAUUUGAUAUUUUUUGGUAUAGUUUAUCCAAAUGGAAAGGCAAAGGGAUCAAGCCCAUACAGCCAUCGUCUGUAUUAUUUGAGAUAAGUACAUUCAAAGACAGAAAUUAAAAAGCGUAUUUUUUUAAAUUUAGGACUGAUAAAGAAUUUGCAAUGUAUGUUGAUGUUACGAAUGAGAAUUAUAGACAUAUUUUAUCUAUGCAUACAUUUAAUAAUUUACAAAGUACAAAAUCUGUACAAUAUUUUAAUGACGUAGAUUAAUAAAGCAUUGAAGGCCUGUCGGUGAUAAAAAAAUACUCGAGGGUUUGUAAAUGAUAUAGUCUGCUAGUUGCGACUUGCGCCUCUAUUUGAAGAUACUGCUAAGAGACAGAUAAAUGGACAAAGAACUUUUAACAAGCCCAUUUGGUAUUGUAAUUACCUCUGGCCUAUAAUUUAACUAUUCGAUCUUCCUUUAUACAUAUUACUUAUAUGGUGACUGGUUUCCAUUUAUGUGUAGGUAGAUUGCGAAGAAGCAACAUUAUGUUACAUAACUAUAGCUAUUGUGAAUUAUUUUCUGUAAUUUAAUAUUACAAAGCUAUUUGUUGUUCAGAAUACAAUGUGAUGAUACGAAUAUGUACACAUCAGUAUUAUAGACCACAUAUUUGGCAAAAAGCUGCGUAAACGUAGUGAUAGUUGACUAGUCGCGUUGCAUUUUUAAAAAAUAAGCAUGGUUUGUGGAAUAUUUAUUAUAUACCUAGGAUAACGGCCCAACAGUUUAACUGAUUGAGAAUUAAUUAACAUAUUUAUUUAAUUGUAGCAUAUGUGGUAUAUAAGUUUAAUAUUACACUUUGUAUGGGCACACAUAAAGUUGCAAUGUGAUUGUAUUUACUUGGAUUGUGCCCAACGACGUGUACUGACUGAUGUGUUAAGAUGGCGGAUGACAUGUGAUAUAAAGCUAAGGUGGGUAUUCAAAUAAGGAAGCCAUUAAAUUGUUUUGCACAAAUUUCUAUAUGCACAGUUUGUGACGAUAAACUUAUAAUUUCAUGGAUUUAGUACCAAAUGUUACUUUAAGGUAGUAAAAAUGCUCACGCUGGCGUAUUAUGUACUGUUGUUCGGAAAUAUUGAAAUAAAUUAUUAUGAAAAUAA